Oryzias latipes (Japanese medaka) is the source of this 1114-nucleotide messenger RNA. It is a transcript of the gene stx11a, whose product is annotated as syntaxin 11a. Gene Ontology annotation, cellular component: endomembrane system; presynaptic active zone membrane; SNARE complex. Gene Ontology annotation, molecular function: SNARE binding; SNAP receptor activity. Gene Ontology annotation, biological process: exocytosis; synaptic vesicle fusion to presynaptic active zone membrane; intracellular protein transport. The record is from RefSeq and is a predicted model, not a curated record. NCBI's taxonomy places the organism in Eukaryota, Metazoa, Chordata, Actinopteri, Beloniformes, Adrianichthyidae.
AUCUUCCGUGUCGGGGUAGUGAGUGUGUCACCGAGCAGAAGUGAUGUUCCUGCGCUCCUGCUGCUGUCCUCCUCUUCCUCUCAGGCUGAAGGCGCGCGGCGGAGAUCUCCGAUUUCCGGUAAGAUGAGGGACCGACUGGGCGACCUCCAGGUGUUCAUCUCCCAGUCUCCAGAGGAGGCGCGGCCGUCGGAGGAGAACCAGAACCCGGAGAACGCGGAGCCUCUGGAGCUUUUCAUGUUCGAUGGUGAAGAUGAGAUGGACAGAAUCUACAAAGAGGCCCAGGUGAUGCAGAAGGAGAUGCUGAUGCUGAAACUGGACGUGAAGCGCCUCGGGAAGCAGAAUGCCAGGUUCCUCACGUCCGUCAGGAGGAUCAGCAGCAUCAAGCGGGACUCCAACGCUCUGGGCCGGGACAUCAAGGCUCGGGGAGAGGCCAUCUACGCGCGGCUGGAGAAGCUGGGGAAGCAGAGCAGGGAGCUGGAGGAGGAGCACGGCGCCACGUCCGCCGUGGCCCGCAUGGCAGGCUCGCAGUGCGUCUACCUGACCAAUGCCUUCCACGAGGCCAUGUGUGAGUACAACACGGCCGAAAUGCUUCAGCGGGAGAACUGCAAGACCCGCAUCCAGAGGCAGGCGGAGAUCAUGGGCAAGGAGGUGAGCAGGGAGCAGAUCGAGGAGAUGAUCGAGACGGGGAAGUGCAGCCUGUUCUCGGACAACCUCCUGCUGGAGGGCAGGAGCGCCAGAUCCGCCCUCACCGAGAUCGAGAACCGCCACAAGGAGCUGCUGGAGCUGGAGGGACGCAUUCGGGACAUCCACGAGCUCUUCUUCCAGAUGGCCCUGCUGGUGGAGGAGCAGGGCUGCAAGCUGGACAACAUCGAGGCCAACGUGGGCCAGACCCGGGACUACGUGGCCGAGGCGUCUGCGCAGAUAAAGAAGGCCGUGAGAUACAAGAAGAACAACCCGUGCAAGAAGCUGUUCUGCUGCUGCUUCCCCUGCUGCCGCUGACGUCAUCGGCUGCACCUUCAUCCUCAGCUGCAGCUUCAUCAUCCUCUGCUGGACCUUCAUCAUCAGCUGGACCCUCAUCAUCCUCAGCAGCAGCUUCAUCAUCCUCAGCUGAACC